Physeter macrocephalus (sperm whale) is the source of this 440-nucleotide messenger RNA. RefSeq names its product SAGA-associated factor 29-like. Lineage: Eukaryota; Metazoa; Chordata; Mammalia; Artiodactyla; Physeteridae. The transcript is spliced from 4 exons. Bases 193 to 420 code for a protein of 75 amino acids. The record is from RefSeq and is a predicted model, not a curated record.
GCUGCGACCAAGCUCAUAAAAGGCAAAAAGCGUGUGUGGUUUUCGCCCUGCCGCGAAUCUUCGAACGCAAGCGCGUUGUUAUCCGCAGACUUUGAAAAGCAUUCGAGGGACCGCGCGCCUGCUCCCGCCGUCGCAGUUUCCAGCGCGACGUGCUUGUUCCACCCGUGGCUCGGCGCCCCCGUAUACCACACCAUGGCCCUCGUGUCUGCUGAUUCCCGCAUUGCAGAACUGCUCACAGAGCUCCAUCAGCUGAUCAAGCAAACCCAGGAAGAGCGUUCGAGGAGCGAACACAACUUAGUGAACAUCCAGAAGACCCACGAGCGGAUGCAGACAGAGAACAAGAUCUCUCCCUAUUACCGGACAAAGCUGCGUGGCCUCUAUACAACCGCCAAGGCCGAUGCAGAGGCUGAGUGCAAGUGAGUACCGUCCCACUGCCCUGC